This is a messenger RNA of Gilbertella persicaria, 888 nucleotides long. RefSeq names its product mitochondrial carrier domain-containing protein. NCBI's taxonomy places the organism in Eukaryota, Fungi, Mucoromycota, Mucoromycetes, Mucorales, Choanephoraceae. The transcript is spliced from 8 exons. The record is from RefSeq and is a predicted model, not a curated record. Gene Ontology annotation, biological process: transmembrane transport. The coding region runs from base 1 to 888 and encodes 295 amino acids.
AUGUCUGAAGCUCAAAAAAAACCUCUUCCUUUCGGUUUCCAGUUUUUGGCUGGUGCUAUUGCUGGUGUAUCAGAAAUUCUUGUGAUGUACCCAUUAGAUGUCGUAAAGACAAGAGCACAACUUAGUACAGGUACCAAUACGGGUAUUGUCGAAACGAUGAAAAAUAUGAUCAAGCAAGAAGGUCCCGCCUCUCUCUAUCGUGGUAUCUUGCCACCUAUUAUGGUUGAAGCACCUAAGCGUGCCACCAAAUUCGCUGCUAAUGAACAAUACACCACACUCUACAAAAAGAUCUUUGGUUUUGAGAAAGUAACUCAGUCUUUAUCUAUUUUGACUGGUGUUAGUGCUGGUAUGACAGAAGCUGUCUUGAUUGUUCCUUUUGAACUUAUCAAGGUCAGAAUGCAAGAUAGAUCAAACCUUGGUAAAUACAAUGGUACUGCUGAUACUUUCAGAAAAGUGAUUGCUUCCGAAGGUGUGUUGGCUUUGUUUAAUGGUUUAGAAGCUACCAUGUGGCGUCAUGCCGUCUGGAACGGUGCCUAUUUUGGUUUGAUUUUCACUGUCAAGGAUAUGUUGCCCAAGUCUAAGGAUCCUAACCAACAACGUAUGACCAACUUUGCUGCUGGUACAGUUGGUGGUAUUGUUGCUACUGCUUUUAAUACACCUUUUGAUGUUGUCAAGACGCGUGUCCAAAGUUAUAAUGGUGUUGGUCCUAGAAAAUACAAUUGGACAUGGCCUGGUUUGGCUACUGUCGUGAGAGAAGAAGGUGCUGCUUCAUUAUACAGAGGUUUCUUGCCGAAGGUUUUGAGAUUAGGUCCUGGUGGUGGUAUCCUUUUGGUUGUUUUUGAGACUGUAUCUGGCUUUAUUAGAAAGAACAUCUUGAAGGAAGAAUAG